AUGGAGGCUGUGUACCUGGUAGUGAACGGGGUGGGCCUGUUGCUGGAUGUGCUGACCUUGGUGUUGGACCUCAGUUUCCUGCUGGUGUCCUCCCUCCUGGCUUCCCUGGCCUGGAUCCUGGCCUUCAUCUAUAACCUGCCACACAAGGUACUGACUAGUCUUCUGCACUUGGGCCGCAGAGUCUUGCUUUCACUGCUGGCCUUGAUCGAAGCCGUGGUCUGUUUCACCUUUGGGGGCUUUCAGGCCUUGUGUACCAUACUAUACAGCUGCUGUUCUGGCCUGGAGAGUUUAAAGCUCCUGGGGCAUCUAGCCUCCCACAGGGCGCUUAGGAGCCGGGAGUUCCUGCACCGGGGUGUCCUCAGUAUGGUCUCCAAUGGCCAUGCUUUGCUGCGCCAGGUCUGUGACAUCUGUGCCAUCACCAUGAGCCUGGUGGCCUACGUGAUCAAUAGCUUGGUCAACAUCUGCCUCAUUGGUACUCAGAACCUCCUCUCCCUGGUGCUGGCCCUGGGGGAUGCAGUGAUGGGACCGCUGUGGAGGAUGACGGAUGUAGUGGCUGCUUUCCUAGCCCACAUUUCCAGCAGUGCUGUGGCCAUGUCCAUCCUUCUCUGGACCCCCUGCCAACUAGCACUGGAGCUCUUGGCCUCCGCUGCCUGCCUCCUGGCCAGCUUUGUGCUUGUCAAUCUCACCGGCCUGACGCUGCUGGCUUGCGUUCUGGCAGUGACGGUGACUCUGUUGCACCUGGACAUCAUCCUGAGGCUGGCCACCGGGGUGCUCAGUCAGCUCCAUGCCCGGCCAUCCUACCACCGGCUCAGAGAGGAUGUUGUGUGGCUCUCUCGCCAAGCACUGGGCUUGGAGGCCUGGCGCCGAGUCUGGAGCCGUAGCCUGCAGCUGGCGAGCUGGCCAAACCGGGGAGGGGCACCUGGGGCCCCUCAGGGUGGCCCUAGGAGGGUGCCCUCAGCCAGGACCUGGCGACAGGACACUCUUCCUGAAGCUGGGCCCAGAUCAGAGGCAGAAGAAGAGGAGGUCAGGAUGGCCAGAGUGACAGCUGCCCGGGGCCGGGAGAGGCUCAAUGUGGAGGAGCCUAUAGCUGGGCAAGACCCGUGGAAAUUGCUGAAGGAGCAAGAGGAGCGGAAGAAAUGCGUCAUCUGCCAGGACCAGAGCAAGACGGUGCUGCUUCUGCCUUGUCGGCACCUGUGCCUGUGCCAGGCCUGCAGUGAGAUCCUGAUGCGCCAUCCCGUCUACCACCGCAACUGCCCACUGUGCCGCCAGGGCAUCCUGCAGACCCUCAACGUCUACCUCUGA
Hippopotamus amphibius kiboko is the source of this 1302-nucleotide messenger RNA. RefSeq names its product E3 ubiquitin-protein ligase RNF26-like. Gene Ontology annotation, molecular function: ubiquitin protein ligase activity. Gene Ontology annotation, biological process: ubiquitin-dependent protein catabolic process; protein ubiquitination. Lineage: Eukaryota; Metazoa; Chordata; Mammalia; Artiodactyla; Hippopotamidae. The record is from RefSeq and is a predicted model, not a curated record.